Molecule: messenger RNA, 4103 nt
Organism: Gambusia affinis (western mosquitofish)
Lineage: Eukaryota; Metazoa; Chordata; Actinopteri; Cyprinodontiformes; Poeciliidae
Gene: rab3ab
Product: RAB3A, member RAS oncogene family, b
Exons: 5
Coding region: 95-754 (219 amino acids)
Biological process (GO): protein localization to plasma membrane; regulation of exocytosis; protein secretion
Cellular component (GO): plasma membrane; endosome; axon
Molecular function (GO): GTPase activity; GTP binding
Source: RefSeq, a predicted model, not a curated record
AUGUAGGGCUGCUCAUCUUCUCUUACUUGACGGUGUUAGUGUUUGCGGGUGCUGAACACGGCGGACAGCAGCAGCCGGAUAGAAAUCUGCAAAGAUGGCCUCGGCAACAGCGACCUACGGGCAGAAAGAGUCUUCGGACCAGAACUUUGACUACAUGUUCAAGAUCCUCAUCAUUGGCAACAGCAGCGUGGGAAAAACCUCCUUCCUGUUCCGCUACGCCGACGACUCGUUCACGCCGGCGUUCGUCAGCACAGUGGGGAUUGACUUCAAGGUGAAGACAAUCUACAGGAACGACAAGAGGAUCAAACUACAGAUCUGGGACACGGCGGGUCAGGAGCGUUACCGCACCAUCACCACGGCGUACUACCGAGGAGCCAUGGGCUUCAUCCUCAUGUAUGACAUCACCAACGAGGAGUCCUUCAACGCCGUCCAGGACUGGUCGACUCAGAUUAAGACGUACUCGUGGGACAACGCCCAGGUGCUGCUGGUAGGAAACAAAUGUGACAUGGAGGAUGAGAGGGUGGUGAACGCAGAGAGAGGCCGGCAGCUCUCAGAACAUCUCGGUUUUGAGUUCUUCGAGGCCAGCGCUAAGGACAACAUCAACGUGAAGCAGACCUUUGAACGCCUUGUCGAUAUCAUCUGUGAAAAGAUGUCUGAGAGUCUGGAUGCCGGCGAUCCCGCCGUUACAGGGGCCAAGCAGGGGCCCCAGCUGACAGAGCAGUCUGCCCCUCCCCACCAGGACUGUGCAUGUUAAAGCUGACUCAGCAAUUCUUCCUGCUGUCAUUUUCCCCUCCGCUCCUUUAGCCGGACCCCAGCUCCUCAGAUCCUUACUUCAGCAUCCUGUUCGCUCCUCUUCCUGCUGCUUUUCGUUGGCUGAUGAUCACAAGAGAAGGGCUGGAAAGAGUCCGGGACGCUACAGCAGGUGGUGUCCCCACAUUUUACCGAACAUGUUUCCGUUGAGUUCCUCCACAUUCGGGAGACGUUAAGGUGUUUUUAAUCAGCGCAGGUGUUGAUCUGAUGCCAAAGCAAGCCCAGUAAAACCAGAGCGUCUCAGACUCUUUGCAGCCCAGGCUCUUGCCGGUUUCCCCUGAUCCUCAGUUUGGUUUUAAAAGAAGGAUUUGACGGCGAUCAUCCUCAGAGUGCCAUUUAAAUCCUUCCAGAGUUUACAGUUUCAUGUCUCGAAGUAAGAGAUGAAAGCCUUGGAUUUGGUGACCAAGACUGUGGAGUUUCACAGGUGUUUUCAAUUCAUCUGAGGAAUAAUCAAAACCCACGUGUUGCAUUUCUACGACGGAGUAUUAGGGUCACCCUAAGAAAACAAAAAAUAUAGAAUUACAAGAAUAAACCCAUGAAAUUGUGAGGAUAAAGUCGAAAUAAUACAUAAUAUUAUGACUUUAUUCUCAUAUUAGUUUAUUUCUCUAAUUUUAUGAAUUUAUUUGUAUUAUUUUGACUUUAUUCUUGUAUGACUUUACUCUCAAAAUUUGAUUUUAUUCUCGUAUUAUUUCAACUUUAUUCUCAUAAUUUUAUUUUUUCAUUCUUUUCUUAUUAUUGCCCUACUACUCCGCCAUACAUUUCAGAUCCAACAUAUACAAUUAAUUUUGUAUUGUUACCUACUUACACUUGAAAACUGCAGGAAUUAAACCAACAUGACCAUUUCCUCAGCUCUUCUGAGCAUCUUUCAUCACCGUUUUUUACUCUUGAUUCCUUCUGCAAAUUUUUAUUUUAUAUUUUCCAGCCUUGUUCUUUUCAUAACCUAAACCAGAGAGAGUAAAGAAGACAAACAAGCUACUGAAAGGUGAAAAAAGAGAAAAGAAGUAUAUAAAUGGAUAGAAUUUUUUAUUUAAUUAUAUUUAUUUCAGAUGUACAUAUAAAUGUUGUGCAAUAUAUACAUAUACAUAUAAUAUCUACAGGUAUGCACUUCUGGAAAAAGAUUUUAAAAAAGUGUACCGCGAAUAAAAAAAGGUGUUUUGUUGUAGGAUUUGUUUCCCCGCUUGUGGCUCCUUUCAGGAACGAUUCAGUUUCAUUCAGUCUAAGAAAAAUCAGGAUGGUAAACUGCAUACAGUUUUACAAAAACCUGAUUAAAAUUCAGAUUAUACAGUUGCCCUAAGCAACAAGAUGUCAAAUGCCAUUGGCAGCACUUUAUUGUUGUUGAUGGUCGACUUUCAGGAUAAAUGCAACUCUGAUCCUGAACCAAGACUUUUGUGUUUUUGAGCUGGAAAUGGACCCUAAAUAAAGUAACUCUAAGCUCAAAGUCGGCUGAUUUGUCAGUAAAAUUGUAAGAAUUUGUCGUUAUCUUUAGUAAUUAUGUGUAAAAAUACCUACCUGUAAAUCAGUUUAAUGCUCUCAGACGCAUUUGGAGUUGAUUUUAAAGAUGAAAAUAAUGUUAUUCUGCUUUUAUCUCAUUGCUGACUGGCUGUCUUCAGCGAGGAACCAGAAGAUUUCUGCUGACUGAGUUUGUUGUUGUCACAGGGUAUAUAUUUGUGAAAUUUAAUUUUUAGAUAUUAAUUCUUGACAGGUGGGACAUGACAGCAUGCAGGUUCUGCUAGAAAAAUGCUGAAGUUACAACUUUGCAUUUUCUCUCCAGAGAGAUCAAACAUUUAAAAAAUGACAGUUAAAUUUGUUUAAUUUUUUCUUUUCUGAUGUUUAAGUUUUUAGAUUGCAACUAAAAGCUUGACUUCAGUAUGAUAUGCAAUGCUCUCUACAAUCAUUGGCACUCCUGGUGAAAAAACAAAACAAGCAUUGCAAUGAAAUAUUUUGUUCAGGGUUUUGGAUCAGUUUUUGUUACACUACAUAUAGUCAAAUUCAACCCAGGAGCUAUUUUUCUUGUAGUAAUUUCCUGUUUUGCAGCAUAAAGAUAAACACACAUAUGGCUUACCUUCACUGCAAAAACACAAAAUCUUAUUAAGUAUUUUUUUUUUGUCUAGUUUAGUUGUCUGAUUUAGAACUAAAAAAUAACUUGCAAAUACAUUGUCAGCAAGAUAUAGGAGGUUAUUUUAAGUAAAUAUUUCCCUCAUAUUAAUUUUUAAACAGUGCUACUUCCAGAGGGAGAUUAUUUUAUUUAUAAUCAGGAAAAUGUCUUGCUAUAAAUGAAAUAAUCUGCCAGUGGAACUAGUUCUAUUUUACCAAUAUUAAGCAUUUUUAUGAUGUAAAUCAAGCUCCUGUAUCUUGCUGAAAAGUUACUCGUAAAUUAGUUUUGUUUUAUUUCAAGUGUACUAAGAUAUUUGCAUUAGAAUAGGCAAAAAAAUACUUAGUAAGAUUUUGAGUUUUUGCGGUGUUUGUGCUUACAUAUUGUUGCAUUCACUGAUUAGCAAAUAUGUUAUGAUUCUGUGAAGAUUGAUCAAAUGCAAAAAUGAUUUAUUUUUCAAUCACAAAAUCGUGGACUAUUUACUAAAUAUUCUUGAUGCUGAUCAAACUAAACCAGAAAAUUGCAAAAACGCUCCAAUUGGUUAUGUUUUCAUCAAGUAAUUGUGAAAAAAUAUGUUGCGGCAAAAAGCCUUUUACACAUUUUAAUGCCAACAUUUGUGAAGGAGGUUGAACCUCAGUAGUCUGUGCAGGUAUCAAACCCUUUUUCUCCUUACAAACUUUCAUCCUGAACUGAAUCAAUUCAAGCAUUUAAUGAGUUUUCAAGCAGCUUGGCUUGAUCAUCUGCAGUAACUCAAAUGGUCCUUUUCCACAGUAACAAACAGCAUUUCUGCUGAAACUUUGUCAGAGUUUGCUUUGCAGAGCAGCUCGACUUGUCUGUUGCAGGCUGCCGUGUAAAUGUUGGUUUAUUUUUGUUUGAGAAGAUCUCAGUUCCUGCUGGUUGAACGUUGGGAAGCAUUUAAGAGCUGGAAGAAGGGCAGCCGGCUUGAGCUGUCCGAAAAAAUAAAUAAAUCACCUGUUCGAAAAGUCAACACAGCCGCGCUUUUAUGGGGACGCCCUUCCUCAGAACAUAUUUACUCUUGUUUUACUGCAUUUUCCAAAGCUGAAACUGGUUUCUCCUCAUUUAAUGGAGCACUGUAGAUGUGGCUUGCUGUUUUUGCUCCUCAAAGCUGGACGAAGAUUGAUAGACGUGUUAAAUGAGGAAAAAAAAUAAAAGAUGACCAAGACUGCAAAAAAAAAAAAAA